UGCCACAUGCACCUGCCGCCAUCAUCCUAGCCCAACACCUGUUUUCUGAGGUAGAGAAUAUAUAUCUAUCUCAUUUUCCCUAUGUCUCCUUGUCGCGGCGGAGCAUUGAAUGUGCAAUACGAGUGUCAUCGCCGCAGCCACACCAACACCCCGCACAGCCCGAACCCCUCCAAACAACCACCCCUCCUCCACUGAUCCACAACUACAGCUACAUUCACAACUCGUCACCACUCGCAUCAGGCUACACUCAUGACCACUAACUAUAAACAUCUCGCAACGGAAAUUGCAUCUCCGAAUGAAUUCCAGAUAUAGACCCCCUACACCUCAACGCCAACCAAUAAACAGACAGACAGACAGACCACGCAGCGCAUACCCCUCACCCGACUUACACCGUGUAAAUAAUCUCCCGACAUAACUCAAAAACUCCAAUACCAUACGGUUAACUAGCAUACAUUGACAUCUACAAAAGAUCAAUUUCCGACAAUGCCACGGAAGUCGCGUGCCAAAGAUCACAUUGAAGGAGACAUGUAUGACCGCGAUCGCGAUGCCUAUCCCCGCCAUAGCCGAACGAGAGACCGACGCCGGAUUUUCAGAGAAGAGGAGGAACUGAGGUUCGAUCGACGAGUACCGCCUCCACCACCACCACCACCGCCCAUGGCCGUGCCGGUUGAGAAACUCGAGCGGCUGCGUUUGCGGGAGGAGAGAGUCCGGGGUGGUCCGAAGAUGAUGGUCCCUGUCUCUGUGCCGCCGCCACCACCGGUUGCACCGCAGCUGGUCCGGGAGGAGGUGAAGGCCAUGAAGCCGGUGCGACGACCGGUGCAGAGAGUCGUCGAACCGCGAGAGAGGGAGCAGGGGUUUGAGAAGGUGAGGGAUCAGAGGGGGAGGACCAGGUAUCGUGGGGUGGAUCUCGAGAAGGAGCGGUUUGUCCUUGAGGAAGAGGAGGAGGAAGAAGAAGAAGAGUCGGACUCGGAGUCGGAGAGCAGUAGUCUUGAGGAGAGUGAUACAGAGGAAGAGGAGGGUAUGGUCGUUGUGCCCAGGAAGGAAAGACUAAAACAGAAGAUUGCUGAUGAGUUUCACUUGCCACGGGGUACGGAUUUCAAGCAGGGGCUGAGGGGAGGGCAUCACGAUCCUAGGCUUGAGGAGGAUGAUAUGCUGCUGAAGCGUCACUAUGAGAGGAGCCGCCAUGGACCGGUCUAUGCUGCGACUCAACGACAUCGACAUCAGCACCGCUCUCACCGGCAUAAGGACUUUGAUGUCGAUGGUGAUAGUGAGCUUGAUGAGGAACUAGACCACGAAGAGGUCGUUCGUCGGAAGUACCGCGAGCGCAGACGUGGUGGUGAGGUGGUUGAGGAGGAAGAGGAGAUUCGCCGGUCCUCUUCGGAGAUGGAAAGGGCUCGACUACCCUCACCCAAGAGAUCCCCUGUCUACGGAAGUACAGUACCUAAUCCCCGGAAGAUUCAUCACCCUCGACUGUCUGAGCCAGAUCUCCUUUAUGAGUCCGAGACCCGCCGUCGUGAAAGAUCGAGCAGAGGACGACGGGAUAGGAGCGAGAUCCCCAUCAUCCGACCCAACAAAAAGAGCAACCCUCCUACGCCGCAUCCAGACCCUUAUCGGCGGUCGAAAGAUAGCCUACCCUUCGUUCCUCCUGAACCGAAGAUCGCUGAGCGUCAAAAGGAAGUGCUCACCGUGGUACGCCGCGACGGGAGCCACGAAUCCUUCAAGGAGGAAGAGUUUGUUGACGAGGACUAUUAUGCGCCUCCACGCCAUCGUUCAUUGCCAAGAAAGUCUCAAAAAGAGAAAGAGGAAUUGGAGCUUGUCGGGCCAGCCCCCCGGGCGAAACAUGACAGAACCGCGCCAGACCAUGAUGCGUUGCGAUACCCGGAGCGGAGCCCUCUCAAUUACUCCGACGACGACUCCGGCCGUCAGUUUGGCAGGAUAGGAAGACGAUACGUCGGUGUCAAGGACCGCCGCGAGCGCCUCUGGACCGAGAUCACGAGGGACUUGGUCGUGAAGGAAGCCCUCGAACGGGCGGGCUAUGAGUACGAGGAGACGGAAACGUCGUACUUCAUAUUCACCUACUUGGAGAAGGAGGAGGUAGAUGCACUGAUCGAGCAAUCGGAAGACAUUCGCCGCGCACGCCGCCGCCGGGUCCAGGAGAUCCACCGCGAGCGAACUUCGUUGCCUCCUCCCACAGCUCCUGUGCCUCCGCCGCCACCGCCGCCGCCUGCAUCCGAAAAGACGGGGCCCCUACUGCUGGACAGCCCGCCUCCACGCUUCCCUCGCGAAGAACGAUGGAGAACAGAGCGGGAAAAGGUUGCAGAAGGGGGUCGCUGGAGGCCACCACCACGAGCGGAGCGAUGGUGAGGAGCCUCUUAGAACCAGCAGGAUCAGUAAAGGAUAGGAAUUAGGCAUUGGAUGCUGCCGGCCACAUGCACACAAGAUUGUUGUGGUUUUGACAUGCAAUGAUACCCUAAGUGACUCUAACGAAUCGUGAUUUUGGGUCUCAUUGGUAAUAUCAAGACCGCCUUCUAGGUUAUAGGCAUGACUUAGAGGAGUAAUUCACUCCGUACUUCAAAGAAGCCUUCUCGUGCCUGGAAUCUCAUGCACACAUAAACAAAUGAGAAGCGAGUCGAAAUUUAUCAGUCCAUUACAGUCAACACAUCUAGUUGCCUAUGUUACUUCAAGCCCCAACCCCGACCUUACGAUUGCUUCUUCAAAGCCAUCUUCACCAGUAGCGUCGCACCCCUUUCCACAAACUCUACUUGAACAACAACAGCAGUAAACCAUUCCAUGGGACCCGUCCCCGUCACUCCCGUAUCCUGUUACAGGAGCUACCC
This is a messenger RNA of Aspergillus saccharolyticus JOP 1030-1, 2837 nucleotides long. RefSeq lists its product as uncharacterized. The transcript is spliced from 4 exons. Lineage: Eukaryota; Fungi; Ascomycota; Eurotiomycetes; Eurotiales; Aspergillaceae. Bases 484 to 2364 code for a protein of 626 amino acids. The record is from RefSeq and is a predicted model, not a curated record.